GACGCACGGCCCCGGGCCUUGGGGCGGGCGCUGCCGCGCUCCUGCGCGCUGCGGCGGCGGGCGCCAUGUUGGCGGGGCGGGCUGCGCGGUGGCGGUGAGCGCUCGGGGCCGCCGCGUUCGCUCCCCGUCUCCGCCCGGGGCCCGGGGGGUCGCGGCCGACGGGGCCUCCCCUGGCACCAUGAGCGGCGGCGGAGGCGGGCGGGUGUGCGACCUGUCCCGGCGGAACCCCCAGGAGGACUUCGAGCUCAUCCAGCGCAUCGGUAGCGGCACCUACGGCGACGUUUACAAGGCUCGAAAUGUCAACACUGGUGAGCUUGCAGCAAUUAAAGUCAUAAAACUAGAACCAGGAGAAGAUUUUGCUGUUGUGCAGCAGGAAAUCAUUAUGAUGAAAGACUGUAAACAUCCGAACAUUGUUGCUUAUUUUGGCAGCUAUCUCAGGCGAGACAAGCUGUGGAUUUGCAUGGAGUUCUGUGGAGGUGGCUCUCUACAGGAUAUCUAUCAUGUGACUGGACCACUAUCAGAGCAGCAGAUUGCCUAUGUUAGCAGAGAAACACUACAGGGACUGUAUUACCUUCACAGUAAAGGAAAAAUGCACAGAGAUAUAAAGGGAGCAAACAUUCUUUUAACGGAUAAUGGACAUGUAAAAUUAGCUGAUUUUGGAGUGUCUGCACAGAUAACAGCUACAAUUGCCAAAAGGAAAUCAUUCAUUGGCACCCCGUAUUGGAUGGCACCAGAAGUUGCUGCAGUGGAAAGGAAAGGUGGCUAUAACCAGCUCUGUGACCUGUGGGCAGUUGGGAUAACUGCAAUAGAGCUUGCUGAGCUUCAGCCUCCAAUGUUUGACCUCCAUCCAAUGAGAGCACUUUUUCUAAUGACAAAAAGCAACUUCCAGCCUCCUAAAUUAAAGGACAAAAUGAAAUGGUCCAAUAGUUUCCAUCAUUUUGUGAAAAUGGCACUUACAAAAAAUCCUAAAAAAAGACCUACAGCUGAAAAGUUGCUACAGCAUCCCUUUGUUACCCAGCCAUUAAAUCGAAGUCUUGCCAUUGAACUUUUGGAUAAAAUGAAUAAUCCUGAUCAUUCCACUUACCAUGAUUUUGAUGAUGAUGAUCCUGAGCCUCUUGUUGUGCCUCACAGAAUCCAUUCAACAAGUAGAAAUGGGAGGGAGGAAAAGACACGCUCCGAAAUAAACUUUGGCCAAGUGAAGUUUGAUCCACCCUUGAGGAAAGAGACAGAGCCACAUCAUGAAUUUCCUGACAGUAGCGAUUUUUUGGACAAUUCAGAAGACAUAUACUACACUGCAAGAUCUAACCUGGAUCUGCAGCUGGAAUAUGGUCAUGGUCCUCAGUGUGGCUACUUUCUGGGUGCAAAUAAGAGUCUCUUAAAAUCAGUUGAAGAAGAGCUACAUCAGCGGGGACAUGUGGCACAUUUAGAAGAUGAUGAUGAUGCAGAUGAUGAUUCUAAACAUGCUACUAUGAAACCUAAAGUGCCACCUCCUUUACCACCAAAGCCUAAAUCCAUAUUUAUCCCCCAAGAAACCUACUCUUCUGAAAAUGAAAAUCAAGGGACAAUCAAGAGAUGCCCAACAUCAGAGAGUCCAGCAAAAUCUACAUCUCAUGUUCCCCCCAGACCACCCCCUCCUCGGUUACCCCCACAGAAAUCGAAUCCUUUAGGUAAUGGAGUCACUUCUGUGCAGUUAAAUGGUGAAAGAGAGGAGCUGCCACAUCAACAGAACGAAGCCAGAGACACUAACUUUUCAAUGAAAGAAAAGAAGGAAAUACUGAAGCCAAUUAGUAACGGCCUUCCUCCCACCCCUAAAGUCCAUAUGGGUGCUUGCUUUUCAAAGGUUUUCAAUGGCUGUCCAUUAAAAAUUCAUUGUGCAACAUCUUGGAUAAAUCCAGAUACGAGAGAUCAGUACUUGAUAUUUGGAGCAGAAGAAGGUAUUUACACACUGAACCUCAAUGAACUUCAUGAAACAUCAAUGGAGCAGCUAUUUCCCCGAAGAUGUACCUGGUUGUAUGUCAUGAACAAUUGUUUGUUAUCAAUAUCUGGUAAAGCUUCUCAGCUUUAUUCCCAUAACCUCCCAGGACUCUUUGAUUAUGCAAGGCAAAUGCAAAAGUUACCUGUUGCUAUUCCAGCACAUAAACUCCCUGACCGAAUCCUUCCCAGGAAGUUUGCAGUGUCUACGAAAAUUCCUGACACAAAGUGGUGUCAGAAAUGUUGUGUUGUGAGAAAUCCCUACACAGGCCACAAGUACCUUUGUGGAGCACUACAGUCAAGCAUUGUUUUGUUGGAAUGGGUUGAACCAAUGCAAAAAUUUAUGUUAAUCAAGCACAUAGAUUUUCCUGUACCUUGUCCACUGAGACUGUUUGAAAUGCUGGUGGUCCCUGAGCAGGAAUUCCCUUUAGUUUGUGUUGGUGUCAGCAGAGGAAGAGACUUCAACCAGGUGGUGAAGUUUGAGACUGUCAACCCAAACUCUACCUCUUCGUGGUUUACAGAAACAGACACUACAGAGACGAGUGUUGUCCACGUAACUCAGCUGGAGAGAGACACCAUUUUGGUGUGUCUGGAUUGCUGCAUAAAGAUAGUGAAUCUGCAGGGCAGGUUAAAGUCCAGCCGCAAGCUGUCCUCGGAGCUCACCUUUGACUUCCAGAUUGAAUCCAUAGUCUGUCUACAGGACAGUGUGUUAGCCUUCUGGAAACACGGCAUGCAAGGAAGGAGCUUUAGAUCAAAUGAGAUCACACAAGAAAUUUCUGAUAAUACAAGGAUAUUCAGGCUUCUGGGAUCUGACAGGGUGGUGGUGCUGGAGAGCAGGCCCACGGACAACCCCACGGCCAACAGCAACCUGUACAUCCUGGCAGGGCACGAGAACAGCUACUGAGAGCUGCGGGGCAGGCGCUCGGGACGCCGGGGACUGCACACGCUGCAGCAGCCCCGCUGCAGCUCCCCCGUAAUUUAUUGUGAGGAAGAGGAAGAGGAGGGUCGCCUGUGGUAUGGACACAGAAGCAUUGCAAUGCCACGGAAGUGCUUAACUUACUGUUAUGUAAUCUUUGUACAUAGGCAGUAUUUCUCAGCGGGGCUUCUCGCCGAAGCCCCGCACUGGUUCCUGUAGAUAGAGGUCCUCCUGUCGAGUACAAGUGUCUUACCUGUACAGAUGUAAAAGUCACUGAGGAUGCAAACAUUAAAUCGGGGUACUGUUAUGGGGACGUCUCAUGUGUUUAUUAUAAAGUGGGAUUCUAGCAACGAACAUAGUACACUUAGCAACACUAUUGUAUUUUAUUAUAUGUAAUUUACUAAUACAAGUAAAUAUUAACUUUUAGAAAUUGUAACCAAGGCUGUAAUCAGAUUACAAUCUUGUUUUAAUUUCAAUACGACACACUGGUGUUCAUGUUUGCACAAUGUAUUGAGAUGUGAUGUAUUUAGUCACAAAGGUAAGCUGUGACUUUGUGGAUAUGACUCGGGCUUCAAAGUUCCUUUAUUUCCUUUAUUUGGGUAGAUUUCUUUGUGAGACAGACCAGUUAAACACCUGUAUUUUUAUAUUUAAUGAAAACUUUCCUUAUGAUUACUUCUCUAUGCUUGAAAACAAUACCUUCUGGAUGGGUGUCAGUCCCAGACUAGUGGUACCUGGCUGUAAUUCUGCAAUAGGUGUUUGAAUUAUUAGUGUAUACAAAGAUGAAAAGUAGUUAUUACUGUUUGUCUUACUGAAUAGUUUCAUAUCACGAUGAAAAGGAGCAACAUUCCACAUGGUGGAAAUGGCUCGGAGAUGUUGCCAUGUUGACUUUUUUUUUUGGCCUUAUAACCAUUUUCACACUUUUCUUGAUUUUAGGAUGUUAACACAUGGCCAAAAUUUAGUUACUACCUCAUUGAAACAAUACAGUGGUUACUACGCAUCACGGGAACUUAGUUUUGAUCAGAAGUAUUUUUGAUUGCUAUUUUCCAAUGGAGUGUGUAAAUGCCAAGUUUUAAGCAAAAUGCACACGUUUGACUCCUUUUUUUGUAUAUGUUCUUUAUAUUUUAUUGUUAUAAUAUACACUAAAACCAAACUAAAUUAAAAGUGAUUUAUGGCCUGCGUUAUUGUUGUGCUGGGUAAUGCUUUGAGAUAUGUUCCCUAAUGUAUAUAAUGUAAAAUAAAUUUUUUUAACAUGUUGUUGUACAAUUAGAUUAUCACCUGCACUGAUUUUCCACGUGAGACAGAAAUGGAACAUACUGAGUUUUCAGUUCUGCUAUUAAAUGGUUGUGCCAAA
Molecule: messenger RNA, 4238 nt
Organism: Prinia subflava (tawny-flanked prinia)
Lineage: Eukaryota; Metazoa; Chordata; Aves; Passeriformes; Cisticolidae
Gene: MAP4K3
Product: mitogen-activated protein kinase kinase kinase kinase 3
Exons: 34
Coding region: 179-2875 (898 amino acids)
Biological process (GO): protein phosphorylation; intracellular signal transduction
Cellular component (GO): cytoplasm
Molecular function (GO): ATP binding; MAP kinase kinase kinase kinase activity
Source: RefSeq, a predicted model, not a curated record